Eimeria acervulina is the source of this 1002-nucleotide messenger RNA. RefSeq names its product phosphoglycerate mutase protein, putative. The transcript has 10 exons. The record is from RefSeq and is a predicted model, not a curated record. Bases 1 to 1002 code for a protein of 333 amino acids. NCBI's taxonomy places the organism in Eukaryota, Apicomplexa, Conoidasida, Eucoccidiorida, Eimeriidae. Gene Ontology annotation, molecular function: phosphatase activity.
AUGGAGCAACAAAGUCAAAUGCAUGCAGCAGACAUGCAGAACUGCUGCGAAGUGGUGGCUGUACGCCACGGCCUCACCGACUACAACGCGCAGCGGCGGCUGCAGGGGCAGCUGGACGUCCCUCUGAAUGACACAGGCCGAGAGCAGUGCCGCGAAUGCGGCCAUCGGCUUAAAAGCAUGCUAGGAGAGAAGAAGAGUAUACCCAUUGCUGCGAUUUACGCAAGUCCUUUGAAGAGAACAAAAGAAUCUGCAGAAAUCAUAAGACAGACGGCAGGCUUAAAACAAGAGAUUAUAUUAGAUGGCCGCAUCCAGGAGUGGAACGCAGGAGUUCUACAGGGCCAUUUGCUCGACGACCUCCCGAAGCUGUUCCCAAAAGAAUGGAACGCCUGGAAUCGGAGGACCCGCGAUUUGUUUUCCCUCAAGGCGAGAGCUUCCAGGAGCGGCCAUUUGCUCGACGACCUCCCGAAGCUGUUCCCAAAAGAAUGGAACGCCUGGAAUCGGAGUAGGGACCCGCGAUUUGUUUUCCCUCAAGGCGAGAGCUUCCAGGAGCGUUUUGAUCGCGUGAAGGAAUUUUUUCUUGAGGUCACGCGGCGGCAUUUGGGGCAGCGAAUUCUCGUUGUGACUCAUGGAGGCGUUUUAGACGAUUUGUUUCGACUUGUUCGGAAUAUCCCCAUGCACGUUAAGACCAACGCCCCAAAACUUAAUGCCGAAAUCCACACAGUGAAGGCUCAUAUCAACAAAGUGCCCCCUACAGUACCUUCACCCAGUGUAUCAACAGGUAGCAGUAGCAGCAGCAGCACUUCAGCUGCUGCAUCGCCGACACCGCAUGCAAACAUCACCGCUGCAGCAGCUGCCGCAAGUGCUGCUGCUACUGCUGCUGCUGAAGUUACGUGGGAAAUUGUGAGUUGGGGAAAACUCACGAAGUCCGAUAGCCUAUUGUCAGGGCAGGUGGACACCCACACCCCCAUUGAUAUAUCUGUGCGAAAUAUUGAAUACGCAUAG